AUGUCGGCGACACAGCAACUACAUACAUCGCUACUGCGUGCACCCAUUCUUCACAUUCUGCGAGCCCAGGGCUUCCACUCAACCCGACCUUCAGUUCUGGACACUCUGGUCAACAUCACCGAACGCUACCUCAUGCUACUCGCCGAAACAACCAGAGAUCAUGCUCUACUCAACCACAACGAUCCCAUCCCGACCAUCACUGACGUCCGUAUGGCCUUGACCGACUGCGGCACCCUCACUCCCAUCCUCACAGCCGCCGAGCAAGACUGGCUAGAAAAGUUCAGACGCCCACUGGAAGACUUUGACGAUCUCAAACACGGCGACAUCAGAAGAGAAGGAGAGCUACGGCGACGUGAUGAACAGGACACCCAAGAUGUACGCGACUUUAUAAAAUGGAUCGUCGGCGACCAGAACCGUGAGAUCCGUCGCAUCGCUGGUGUCUUGCCCGAACCUGGCCCUGGAGGUACCGUCAAUGGCGAAGAUUACUUGACAGUUCUUAAGAAGAAGCACAGCAAAACAGGAGAGGAGUCACGAUUUCAGGGAACGGUGCUUGGAAAGCCAGCCGAGGACAGGCCCAUCAAGAUCGAAGGUGGCCCAGUCGAGACUCUGACCGAGUGGAACAACCUCAUGCACCAUCACUCUGAACACCAACUACCAACCACAAGAGACGCCGCCGAAAGCCCCCACGAAGCCGAAAUCGACGAGCAGCAACUGUUGAUGGAUGUGUCUUGA
Molecule: messenger RNA, 732 nt
Organism: Aureobasidium vineae
Lineage: Eukaryota; Fungi; Ascomycota; Dothideomycetes; Dothideales; Saccotheciaceae
Source: the annotation of a GenBank genome assembly